AUGUCUGUUAUCCCAAAACACACUCACUCUUUAGAAGAACUAAACCCUGAGAAGGAGAGUUGGAAUAUCCUUGCAAGAGUUGUAAGGUUAUGGUUUGUUGAAGAUUACACAAAAGGAAAAACUCCAUUUUCCAUGGAAAUUGUUCUUCAAGACCAAGAGGGUGUACUAAUCCAUGCAUCUGUUAGACGCACAUUGAUAUACAAAUUCCAGUCUGAAAUCAAAGAGGACAAGGUUUACAACAUCCAAUCUUUCAGUGUUUCAUGUAAUGGUGGUUCUUAUAGAACCACAAAACAUGCCUAUAAGAUCAACUUCCAAUUUGGAACCAAGGUCAAUAUGGUGCAAAGUACCUUAGUUCCGAAAACUACAACUUCAUACACCCCUUUUUCAACCAUCAUAGCUGAUGGUUUUGACACAGAUUACUUAGUUAAUGUGAUUGGGAUGUUUACUGCUGUUGGAACAGAGAGGGAGCUAGAGAAAGCUGGUAAGAAAACCAAAAUGAAUGUCAUCCUUAUUGAAGCUGAUGGUUUGCAACUGGAGUGUACUUUAUUUGGUCAAUAUGUUGAUAUGUUAAAUGCAUUUCUGGCCUCUGGAGAGGAUCAACAUGUUGUCAUUGCUUUGCAUUAUUGCAAAGUGAAGACCUUCCAAGAUAAAGUUUCUAUUCAAAACUGUAUGAACUGUACCAAGAUUAUCUUUAACUGUGAUGGUGAAGAUGCAACCAAGUUGAAAAAAAUGAUGUGGGAUAAUACUGAAUCUCCUUCUCAAGCUCUUACCCAACUUUCUGCUUCUUCUAAAGUUAGCUUAGAAGAUGAUUUCAUUAAGCUGCAUCCUAGGAGUUCAAUUGAAGGUCUAAAAGAUUUUAAGCAGGAAAGUACUUUUGUAGUAAAAGCUACUAUCAAACAUGUGCUAGAUCAUGAUGAUUGGUGGUAUACAGCAUGUAUCUGCAACAAAGCAGUUUAUCCUGAUUCCAAAAUGUUUAAACUGAAACUUCGUGUAAUUGAUGCUACGGAUUCUACAACUUUUGUUGUAUUUCAUCGUGAUGCAAGUGCAAUGUUGAAGAAAUCAUGCUCUGACAUUCUUGAAUUGCAAGACAAGGUUAAGUUUUUAAUCUAA
Molecule: messenger RNA, 1110 nt
Organism: Vigna unguiculata (cowpea)
Lineage: Eukaryota; Viridiplantae; Streptophyta; Magnoliopsida; Fabales; Fabaceae
Source: RefSeq, a predicted model, not a curated record